Molecule: messenger RNA, 1131 nt
Organism: Penicillium verhagenii
Lineage: Eukaryota; Fungi; Ascomycota; Eurotiomycetes; Eurotiales; Aspergillaceae
Product: glycoside hydrolase family 88/105 protein
Exons: 1
Coding region: 1-1131 (376 amino acids)
Biological process (GO): carbohydrate metabolic process
Source: RefSeq, a predicted model, not a curated record
AUGGCCACCAACGAGAAAAAUAUUCCAGUCUGUCGACCGCAAGCCCCGGAUAUUCAUAACACAAUCAAGAGCCUCAUACAUAACCAAAUCAACAUCAAGGACGAGACAGGCAGAUUCCUGCUUCAUCUGCAAGACGGUCGCAUAAUCGAUACAAAAUCCUGGAAGGGCUGGGAGUGGACUCAUGGCAUCGGCUUAUAUGGAAUAUGGAAGUACUAUGAGCUCACGGGCGAUGAAUCACUCCUCAGAAUCAUUGAAGAGUGGUUUGCAACACGAUUCGCCGAGGGAGGAACAACAAAAAACAUCAACACCAUGGCAGUCUUUCUUACAUUGGCAUUUGUCUAUGAGAAGACCAAAAACCCAACCUAUCUCCCUUGGCUCGACACAUGGGCCGAGUGGGCAAUGUACGAGCUCCCUCGAACACGAUACGGCGGUAUGCAACACAAAACCUACGCGAUGGAGCACAAGCAGCAGUUAUGGGAUGACACACUGAUGAUGACUGUCCUACCUCUUGUGAAAAUCGGCAAGAUCCUUGGUCGAGACCAUUAUAUUACGGAGGCGAAGAAACAGCUGUUGAUUCAUGUGAAAUAUCUUUGUGACCCUAAAAGCGGUCUCUUCUAUCAUGGGUGGACAUUCGAGGAUGGUGGUCACAACUUUGCAGGUGCGAAGUGGGCUCGCGGGAAUAGCUGGGUUACCAUAGUUAUUCCGGAGAUUAUUGAGAUGAUGGAGCUUUCUUCUGUGGAUCCGCUUCGGACCUAUCUGGAAGAUACACUUGAUGCUCAGUGCAAUGCUUUGCAGCGUCUGCAACAGUCCUCGGGCUACUGGCGUACUUUGCUGGAUCAUGAUGACGAAGGCUCUUACAUCGAAGCUUCUGCUACGGCAGGUUUUGCCUUUGGUCUUCUGAAAGGUAUGCGCAAGCGCUAUAUUGGAAAUCAAUACCGCGACGUUGCAGAAAAUGCUGUCAAAGCUGUGCUGGACUCAAUUGAUGAGAAUGGCGAAUUGCAAAAUACAAGUUUUGGAACUGGCAUGGGCGAUACGUUAGAUCAUUAUCGAAAUAUUGCUGUUACGUCUAUGCCGUAUGGACAGGCUAUGGCAAUGAUGGCUCUUGGGGAAUAUCUGCGGACUUACAUUUGA